Mercurialis annua (annual mercury) is the source of this 405-nucleotide messenger RNA. RefSeq lists its product as uncharacterized. The coding region runs from base 1 to 405 and encodes 134 amino acids. The record is from RefSeq and is a predicted model, not a curated record. Lineage: Eukaryota; Viridiplantae; Streptophyta; Magnoliopsida; Malpighiales; Euphorbiaceae. The transcript is spliced from 2 exons.
AUGUUAAUGAGAAACAUCAACCAAUCUGCAGGUUUAUGUAAUGGAACAAGAAUGGUUAUAACACACCUAGGAAAAUGGUUUGUGCAAGCAAGAGUUUUUACAGGAAAAAAUAAGGAAGACAUUGUAUUAAUACCGAGAAUCACAAUGACUGAGAUGGACUCUAGGUGGCCUUUCAAGAUAAGGAGAAGACAAUUGCCAUUAUCUGUGUGUUUUUCUAUGACUAUAAACAAGAGUCAGGGUCAAUCUUUCAAACAAGUUGGAUUGUUAUUGCAAAAUCAGGUGUUUGCACAUGGCCAGCUAUAUGUGGCUUUAUCAAGAGUGAAAUCAAGAAAUGACUUUGAACUUUAUACCAAGCGUGAUGUUUAUGCUAAUGCCUAUAAGCUAUUUGAUGAAAUGGGUAUAUGA